Messenger RNA from Marchantia polymorpha subsp. ruderalis, 1235 nucleotides. The record is from the annotation of a GenBank genome assembly. NCBI's taxonomy places the organism in Eukaryota, Viridiplantae, Streptophyta, Marchantiopsida, Marchantiales, Marchantiaceae.
AUAGUUUUCCUCUUCUGGUCCUCUUCAAGUCUCAUCUUGUCUGGAAAAAGCGGCCGAGCAGAUCUCUCUGCGGGGUGACGAGGAGAGAGCAUGGUGCUGCUGCUGAGCAGUCUUACAUACUGAGAGAGAGAGAGAGAGUCAAGAGAGAAGGUUGUCGAGGUUUUGGGCACUCAUGCGUUGAGUUUUGAGUUUUGACCUCUCAAGCGUUGAGUAUAAUUUCGUCUCGGAGCGCAGUUUCUCUGGUGUAUCUCCAUUGUCAGCUGCUCCGCCAGUGUCAAAGCUACCGGCCGGCCAGAUCAUUCCAGACUGCAUCGCUGCUGCCGGGGUGGGUGUUGGAGAGUCGGUUGGCAUUCGAAAGUCGAGCCAAGAGUUUGAAUUCUGAGUGUGCCGUCGUCGGUUCGCCAUUUUGCGGUUUCGUUCUGCAUCUUAUCCUUCUUCAUCGUGUCUGUGUUGUGGAGUUCUGUUCUCAGACUUUUCAAAGGCCGCCGCUCAGCUUGUGCUUGUGCUUGCAACUGGGUCGCUUCCACGGGUCCGCAGUAAUUGCUGGAAUUCUGCGAGAUUUUGAUUCUAGCUUGUGAUUGCCGGGAGAAGUUGACUUCAGACCCUUGCGAAGACAUAGCAGCCAUGUCUCAUGAUGAUAACAAACGAGGCCGCCUUCCUCGCCGAGGAGAUGUGAAGGCACAGAUUGCAACCAACAUCGUCAAUUCCAUUGCCGGGAUCAUAAAGACUCAUCGAUCCCGCAGCGCUUCUCCAGCGACCCCACCGCUGGAGUCCGAGGAGAAUGUUUGGCCUGCCGACCCUGUUUCUGGCUCGUUGCUCUCGCCGCUCUUGGUGAAGAACCAACAAUGACAUGUGUCCACACGACAACUUGAUGAUGCUGAUGAAGAUGCGGGCACCUGGACCUGCCGCAAGGAAGAACGUCGAAGCUAGGAUCCUGCUGUUCGUGUGCUGGACGAGAUUAUCCACUGACGACCUCCAAAAAAAUAGACUAUUCAUUUCGUGGAGGGUCUCUUUCUGCACAAAAGAUUUGCCUGCAGAUUAGUGAAUUCGAUGAAGGAAAUGAUUGACAGAAUUUUCCAUUUGGAGUUGUCCAUAACUAUCUCUCGUUGUAGAUUUGUCAUAUGUGUACGUGUAGAUUGUGUGUAAAUGGGAAGGUAGAGGGGACUUCUGAUUAUGUGACAUUGUAUAUUGACACUCUUCUCUCUAAUAAAGAGUUCCAAGUAACCUUGGGCUUU